Closterium sp. Yama58-4 is the source of this 1689-nucleotide messenger RNA. NCBI's taxonomy places the organism in Eukaryota, Viridiplantae, Streptophyta, Zygnematophyceae, Desmidiales, Closteriaceae. The record is from the annotation of a GenBank genome assembly.
AUGACGUCAGCUGCGUCUUCGUCCGUAAUUCAGCAAUGGCACGUUCUCAUUCAACGUCGAGAGCUGCCCAAGGGUUCUACGCCUUACAUUCUUCUGGCGGUCUGCCUGUUACUGGUGCUCAUUUUCUGGUUGGACAUCUUCUCAAUCUUCCAGGACGAGGAGCAAGCACUCAUCCGUGCGUCCUCUUCUAUACCCCCACAGUUUGCUCAAUCGACUCUUACCCAGAGCGACUCACCACCAUCAUCGCCAGGAGCAGCAGCAGCAGCAGGAGCAGCAGGAGAGUCAGCACAACAACACACUGACACCACUCCUGCCUCCUCUCCUGCCAAUGCCACCGCCAACACUGCUCCGGACGGCUCCGAACCUAGCGCCGAACCAAGCGCCGAACCUGCAGCUCCGGACAGCAGCAGCAACGGUGCUGGGCACAGCGGUCUAUCUAAUGAGCCUGAGGGUGGGGAUAUCGCGCACAUGUUUCGGCCGGCGGAGUGGCGGCAGCACACGUUCAGGCGCGUGGGGCUGGUGUCGUUUGCUCAGUUCUCCGGGUAUCGAAUUUCUCCCACUGAGUUCGCUGCUGUUGGUCUGGCCGCCCGCGCUCUGGAUGAAGGCAGGAAGGUGGGCAAAUGCGUUGUGGAGGUGCUACACGUGGGAGAACACCAUUGGUGGAAAUAUGCGGGGCUCAUUCUUCUCUGCACGCUCAAAAGGGAAGCCUAUGUAGCAGAUGGGGGGUGGCUGCACAUGCGGAUAGACGGGGAGGACGUGGUGGUGUAUGAGGAGCAGGCGGGGGAGGUGGUGAACGCCGUGCCUCAUCCGCCCUUCCUGCACAACAUCACGCACUGCUCUCCCCCCAUCCACCACCAGGUCAGAGCAGAUCGCGUCCACCAGUGGAUGGACCUACACAUCCGCAUGGGAGUGGACCAUUAUGUUCUCUACGAUGUGGGCGGGGUGGACCUGCAACUGCGCUCGGUGCUUCAGCCGUUUCUGGAAGGAGGGAUCGUGGAAGUGACUGAUUUCCGUGAUGUGGUGAACUAUGAGUCAUGGUACUAUGGACAGGUGAUGAUAGUGAACGACUGUGUGUAUCGCUUCCGCCGCCUCUCCAAGUGGCUCAUGUACCUUGACUUUGACGAGUUUAUUUUCAUUGACGGUCAAGAGCGAGUACCCAACCCAAUGAGCGUGCAUGACUUGCUCACCCCUCACGAGGGCCUGCCCUAUGUGAGCCAUGGUUGCCUGUGGUGGGAUCACGAGCGCUGCCUUCCUGCCCAAGGGGAAAACGACCCCAGGUGGCCGUUGGAGCGAAUGCUGUGGCACUGGCCGUUCAUCUACUGCCAGGCAAAGGACAACACCACCGACCCAAAGCUGUGCCUCGACCACUGGGGCCACCGCAAGCUGUUUGUCGAUCCAAGGAAGGUGCGAGUGGUGGAGAAUCAUGUGGUAACAGACCCCAUAGGGGGAGGCAAGGACUUGCCCACCGACGCACUCAGACACCACCACUUUCGCGGCAUAGUCAAGUAUGGAGCGAGCGAGUGCAGCCUGGGCAUGAAGGCGGAUGACCCCAUCGAAUGGUGGGCGCAUGGGACUGAGGAGGCAGACAGAAUGCAUUACGUGCGCACACACCCUCUCGAUAUGCCGUUGCUUGUUGCUGCACACAAGUGGUGGAAAGACUAUGUGCUGAGGACACAACGUGGCCAGUAA